Nerophis lumbriciformis (worm pipefish) is the source of this 2367-nucleotide messenger RNA. The record is from RefSeq and is a predicted model, not a curated record. Lineage: Eukaryota; Metazoa; Chordata; Actinopteri; Syngnathiformes; Syngnathidae.
AUGUACAGUAAACACAGGCAGAAAAAUGGCCACAUCUCUUCGGCGGCGUGCGCGUCUUUGCUCUGGUCGCUCAUUUUCCUCUCGCUCAACGGCGGCGGCGGCGGCGCCCCGGGAAAAGCCAGCGGAGCGGGGUUACAGAGAGGACGCGCGGUGACGACGAGAUGGCUUUCUCAAGGCCGAAUCAAGAGGGAGGCGGACGCCGCCGCUCAGGACGAACGGCCAAUUAGAGGGGAAAUUGCGCUGUCCUCCGGUGACCUCCAACUGGUGCUACGAGUCCAACAUAACCAUGAGCUCUUGGCUCCGGGUUUCACCGAGACGUACUACGCAGAAGAUGGACGACCGGUGACGGCGACCCGUCGGAAUCACACGGAUCACUGUUUCUAUCACGGCGACGUAAGAGGACAUCCGCAUUCCUGGGUGGCCCUCAGCACGUGUUCGGGCGUCAGGGGCCUGAUCUCUUUGAAUUCCAACCACACCUACUACCUGGAGCCGACGGAAAACGCGGGCUACCAUUCCUUACUGCCCGCCGACCAACUGGAAUUUAAAGGCGGAAACUGCGGACGCGGCGCCGGCGAGCCGUCCCGCCGCAUCUCCGACCUCCUCGGGCCGCGUCGUUCCAGGGUGAAAAGGAACACGUGGGGCACCACCAAGUAUAUGGAGCUCUAUAUUGUGGCUGACAACACGCUGUUUAAACGGCAAAAUAGAGACUAUGACAAAAUCAAGACGAGGAUCAUGGAAAUCGCUAAUUACGUGGACAAGUUCUACAGGGCCCUGAACAUCCGCGUGCCUCUGAUCGGUUUGGAGGUGUGGACCGAGCGGGACCAGUGCAUGGUCUCCGAGGAGCCCAACGCCACCCUUUGGUCCUUCCUCCAGUGGAGACAGAAGCUGAAGUCCCGCAAAAAGCACGACAACGCGCAACUGCUCACCGGCGUGAUCUUCAAGGGGACCACCAUCGGGAUGGCGCCGUUGGAGGGCAUGUGCAGUCCGGAGAACUCCGGAGGAAUCAACGUGGAUCACUCGGAGCUGUCCGUCGGCGCCGCCGCCACCAUGGCCCACGAGAUCGGCCACAAUUUCGGGAUGAGUCACGACCGCGACGGCUGCUGCGCGGAAGCCGCGGCCGACCAGGGGGGCUGCGUCAUGGCGGCCGCCACCGGGCAUCCCUUUCCGAAGGUGUUCAGCCAGUGCAGCAAAAGCGACCUCGACAACUACUUCCAGAAGGGAGGCGGCAUGUGUCUCUACGACAGGCCCGACAUGAAGGACCUCGUCGGGGGAAAAAGGUGCGGGAACGGCUUCGUGGAGGACGGCGAGGAGUGCGACUGCGGCCAGCCCGAUGAAUGCGCUAAUGAUUGUUGCAAUGCCAAUAACUGCACCCUGAAGGAAGCGGCUCAGUGUGCCCACGGAGUUUGCUGUCAGGCUUGCAAGCUGAAGCAAGCGGGGACCAUGUGCCGGGGCCCGGCCGGAGGCUGCGACCUGCCGGAGUACUGCACGGGCGCCUCGCCCUACUGCCCCGCCAACGUCUAUCUCCUGGACGGCUCCGCUUGUCAAUACGGACGGGCCUACUGCUACAACGGCAUGUGUCUGACCCACCGGCAGCAGUGCUUGCAGCUUUGGGGCUCCGGUGCCCGCCCGGCGCACGACGCCUGUUUCGAGGACGUCAACGCGGCGGGGAACGCUUUCGGAAACUGCGGGAAAGACGAGCGCGGAAACUACGUGGUGUGCGCAAAAAGCGACGCCAAAUGCGGCAAGAUCCAGUGCCACAGCGCCGCCAAGAAGCCCAAAGGCACCAACGCCGUUUCCAUAGACACCACCAUCAAGACGGGAGGCGUGGAGGUCAAGUGUCGCGGGACGUACGUCUACAGCACCCAGGACGGGCAGGGGGACCUGCCCGACCCUGGCUUGGUCGCGACGGGCACAAAGUGCGGCGAGGGCAAGGUGUGCCGGGACCGCCGCUGUCAAAACGCCUCUUUUAGCGAACUGAACGCCUGCAUCUCCCGCUGUCACGGCAACGGGGUUUGCAACAGCAACGGCAACUGCCACUGUCACGGAGGUUGGGCGCCGCCCUUCUGCGACAAGCCGGGACUCGGAGGGAGCGUCGACAGCGGGCCCGUGCAGCACGAUAGUCAAGUGGGCUUGGUGGUGGGCCUGUUCUUGGCCUUCCUGGUGGUCUUGCCCACCGUGCUGCUGCUAUUCUACUGCUACCGGAUCAAGACGUCCUACUUUCGCAAGUGGCUCGCGCAGAGAGAGAAGAACAAGAGCGACAAGGCGGAGAAAGCCAAGAAAAACGGACACCUAAAUCCCGCGUUUCACCUCAAAGUCGUCGGACCGACGGGCAAAGCGAGCGGCCGCGAGGGGGUACGUUCAAAGUAA